Molecule: messenger RNA, 1290 nt
Organism: Hyphopichia burtonii NRRL Y-1933
Lineage: Eukaryota; Fungi; Ascomycota; Pichiomycetes; Serinales; Debaryomycetaceae
Gene: MNN10
Product: alpha-1,6-mannosyltransferase
Exons: 1
Coding region: 41-1132 (363 amino acids)
Biological process (GO): protein N-linked glycosylation
Cellular component (GO): Golgi membrane
Molecular function (GO): glycosyltransferase activity
Source: RefSeq, a predicted model, not a curated record
UUUUUUUUUCCUGCUCGAGAAGCAUCAUAAACAUACCAUCAUGAGUUCGAACAGUGGGUUCAACUUACCCUAUUCAACUGAUAAUCUGGAUGAUUUAGAGAAAACACAUGCUGGCUCAAGCAAUGACGGCUAUUCCAAGACAUUCAAACCAAACAAACACCAACCAAUACUCACCAGAAUCAAUAAUAGUAUAAACGCUGUUUUUGGAUCUAUUCAAUCAUUUUCAUUGAAAUAUAAAAAAAUACUGAUUUUCUUAGUAACUUUUAUAUGCUUGUCACUCUUCACAUCGGUACCUUUUGUUCCACAUUUCAGGACUGGUAGUCCCAAAGUUGUUAUUAUACUAGCUGCAAAUGAAGGCGGUGGUGUUCUUAAAUGGAAAGGACCUCAAGAGUGGUCAGUGGAAAGAUCUUCAAUCGCUAAUAAGAAACAAUAUGCCAAAAGUCACGGAUACGGUUUAACCAUCAAAGAUAUGACUAUAAAGAAGAGAUACUCACAUGAAUGGAGAGAAUCUUGGGAAAAAGUAGAUAUUAUGAAACAAACAAUGAGACAAUUUCCAAAUACCGAAUGGUUUUGGUGGUUGGAUUUACAUACUUAUAUCAUGGAACCCCAAAUAUCAUUAGAAAAACAUUUCUUGAACAAUUUAGAAAAUGCUACUUAUAGAUCCCCUGAAACAUUUAAUCCGCUUGGUCUUCCUGUUGACAUUCCUUACCUCAAUUAUGACAGCCCAAUUGAUAUGGUCAUUACUCAAGACUGUGGGGGGUUCAACUUGGGCUCGUUCUUAAUGAGAAGAUCUUCUUGGUCUGAUAUGCUCCUUGAUAUUUGGUGGGAUCCUGCCAUGUACGAACAAAUGCAUAUGCAAUGGGAACAUAAAGAACAAGAUGCUUUGGAAACUUUAUACUCCUCCCAACCAUGGAUCCGAGAAAGGAUCGGGUUCUUACCUUUAAGAACCAUCAAUUCAUUCCCUCCCGGUGCCUGUUCCGAUAAAGCUGAUGAUCCCCAAUAUUUCUUCCAAAGUAAUGACUUUGUGGUCAAUAUGGCAGGGUGUGAAUGGGGCAGAGACUGCUGGGGCGAGAUGGAGCACUACAAAGCUCUUUCAAAGAAACUUCAUAAAAGAUGGUGGCAUUUAUGGUAAUCAUUAAUGCUUAUUGUAAUUUAUUUUUCACAUACCAUUCUACCCUUCUUUUCUUGUUUUUCUUUUCGUUUCGCCUUUCAUCCAAAACUCUCUAGUUCUACUCAUUUUCUCUUGUUAUUAAUACGUGUAUAGAGCCUUUUUCAAGCAUCAACCGAACG